AACCUGAUUGGACAGAGCGUGGCCGACGCCUUCUGACGAGCAGCCAAUCGUUCCGUCAGCACUGGCCGGUUCCGGUACAUCCUCUGACACGACCCACGGGGUCUGCCCGGGUAGUCGACCUACCCCUCACGCGGAGCUGUACGGCUGCCAUUCAACAACAAUAACAACACAAACUCGCGCCGGGGACCCCAGUCAGCUUGAAAGCCAGCAGCCGGUAGUGUCUAACGUCUUGUUUUGAGUGUUUUGACGGCCACGAGAAAAAAGUCCAAGGAUGGAUCCGCUGGUUGCCGCGAUUGACCAGGGCACGAGCUCGACGAGGUUUCUGGUGUUUAAUGCAAAAACAGCUGAACUGAUGAGUCACCACCAAGUAGAGAUCAGCCAGAGUUUCCCCAAAGAGGGCUGGGUGGAGGAGGACCCCAAGGAGAUAAUGCAGUCUGUCUAUGAGUGCAUGCAGAGGACUUGUGAGAAACUCUGCCAGCUCAACAUCGACAUCUCCAACAUAAAAGCGGUCGGGGUGACCAACCAGAGAGAGACGACCCUGGUUUGGGACAAAGAGACCGGAGAGCCACUCUACAACGCCAUUGUUUGGCUGGACCUGCGCACGCAGUCAACAGUGGAGCGGCUCAUCAACAAAACUCCGGGACAAAACAAGAACCACCUCAAGCACAAGACAGGCCUUCCCAUCAGCACCUACUUCAGUGCAGUGAAGCUACGUUGGCUGCUGGACAACGUGGAUGAAGUGCGCCAGGCGGUGCUGAGUGAGCGCGCCAUGUUUGGCACAGUGGACUCCUGGAUCAUCUGGUGCCUGACGGGGGGCAGGAACGGAGGGGUCCACUGUACAGACGUCUCAAAUGCCAGUCGCACCAUGCUCUUCAAUAUUCACACCAUGGACUGGGACCCUGAACUCUGCAGGUACUUCGAUGUCCCAAUGGAAAUCCUCCCCAAAGUCAGAAGCUCCUCUGAAAUAUACGGCUGGAUGAAAUCCAGCGCUCUCGCAGGAGUUCCCAUCUCGGGGUGUCUUGGUGACCAGUCGGCUGCCCUGGUUGGUCAGAUGUGCUUCAAGGAAGGCCAGGCCAAAAACACGUAUGGGACUGGUUGCUUCCUGCUCAGAAAUACCGGGACCACGCCUGUGAUUUCAGACCACGGCCUGCUGACCACAGUUGCCUACAAACUGGGAAAAGACGAGCCUGCCUGCUAUGCACUGGAGGGUUCAGUGGCCAUCGCAGGGGCAGUGGUACGGUGGCUGAAGGACAACAUGGGCAUUGUGCAGUCUUCCUCAGAGAUCGAGAAGCUAGCAGCUGCAGCAGGCUCGUCUUACGGCUGUUACUUUGUGCCGGCUUUCUCCGGGCUCUAUGCCCCCUACUGGGAGCCCAGUGCAAGAGGCAUCAUCUGUGGGCUCACUCAGUUCACCAACAGGAGCCACUUGGCUUUUGCUGCCCUUGAGGCCGUCUGCUUUCAGACCAGAGAGAUCCUGGAUGCGAUGAACCAGGACAGCGGUGUCCCUCUGACACAGCUGCAGGUGGAUGGAGGCAUGACGUCCAACAGAUUACUGAUGCAGCUGCAGGCUGACAUCCUCUGCAUGCCCGUAGUGCGACCCACCAUGUCCGAGACCACGGCUCUGGGUGCAGCCAUGGCAGCGGGGGCAGCAGAGGGGGUGGAAGUGUGGAGCCUGAGCCCCGGUCACCUCCCACACGUCACGUGUGAGAAAUAUGAGCCUCAGAUCAACUCUGACGAGAGUGAGUUCCGCUUCGCUCGGUGGAAGAAAGCCGUCCAGCGAGCCAUGAACUGGGAGACCACAGAGCCUUGCUGCAAUGCCAACGGUUUAGGAAAGAAGAUGAACGGCGCCCCCUGGGGGGUCCCUCCUACUCCUGCCCCCUCCAGAGUGGACCCCUAAGAUCACCAGCAGUAAAUGUGGUCCAAAACCUUCAUGGGGAACAUGGAAGCCUACUAUGGAGCAAGACUGGAAGACGGAAUGUGCUCACAGUGAAUAAAGGACUUGACUUGACAUGAGGCAAUAUGCAGUCGGGUGAUGCAUAGCCUUCUGGAUGUAGUAUUCCAUGGCUGAAACCUCAAGUGCCAGCUGGAAUGAAUGAAGAGUGAGACGUGUGAACUUGGUGCUUUUUAAAGCAACUAUGGAACCAUUUUUGAUGGAAUUUGUCGUCCUUUUCUGAAAAAGAAAAAGUGUUCUUAAACCAUCCUUUGAAACCUAUGAAUGUGCCUUCUUCAACUUGUAUAGUAAAGCUUAGGGAAAAUCAAGUGGUAGUCUGAAGUAAAGAGUCGCACUAUUGUACCUCCUCACUGUAACAAAACGGGAUUACUGUACGGUUAGUUUUUUUACCGUUUGUUCUGUACAUAGUGUUGCUGUUUGUACUUUGUUCUUCUAAAUUUGGGAUGUAUGAGAUCCAAACAACUGUGAACAGAUGACUUAUUCAGUUCUUGAAAAUGGCUACUGCUCAUCUUACCUCAUGUUAAAGUGGGGUUUAUUCUUGGAGGAACUUAAAGGGACAGUUCACCCUAAAAUGAAAAAAUACAUAUACAGUGGUGUGAAAGUGUUUUCCCCCUUCCUGAUUUCUUAUUUUUUUGCAUGUUUGUCACACUUAAAUGUUUCAGAUCAUCAAACAAAUUUAAAUAUUAGUCAAAGAUAACAAGUAAACACAAAAUGCAGUUUUUAAAUGAAGGUUGUUAUUAAGGGAGAACAAAAUCCAAACCUACAUGGCCCUGUGUGAAAUAGUGAUUGCCCCCUAAACCUAAUAACUGGUUGGGCCACCCUUAGCAGCAACAACUGCAAUCAAGCGUUUGCGAUAGGGUUUUGAGCAUGAACUACCAUUUUAAGGUCAUGCCUGGCUCAAUCCAAGAUAAGAACAGAAUGAAGACUUUGGAGUGCCCUGGUCAAAGUCGUGACCUGAAUCCUAUUGAGAUGCUGUGGCAUGACCUUUAAAAAGGCAGUAACAACCUUAAUAACAACCUUCAUUUAAAAACUGCAUUUUGUGUUUACUUGAGUUAUCUUUGACUGAUAUUUAAAUUUGUUUGAUGAUCUGAAACAUUUAAGUGUGACAAACAUGCAAAAAAAAUACAAAAUCAGGAAGGGGGCAAACACUUUUUCACACCAGGAACUAGAAAACUCAGCAACUCGCACCAAAACAAUCGAGAUGAAUAAAUAGCACUACAGCUAAGAGGAAAAAUUGUUUCCCAUUAUUCAGAACUGACGUCAAGCUCACACUUUGCAGGCUCGCAACAGCACUUUAUAAUUUAUCCUGUGUAUGGAAAAGAUGAUUGUGGGAGCCAUGGAGGUUUUUAACGGGGAAUAGUGUUUUUUUAGCCAAUUGUUUUUAGGAUGGAUUUUAAAAGUUCAUCAUUACUGAGGUCAGUGCUAAGACUAUAGGGAAACCCCUCAUCACAUCUGUCCAUUAAGAUAAGUCAAAGCAACAGAGUACAUUUUAAUUCUAUUCAUAAACAAUUUAUAUUUAUUCAGUCAUAUGUAAGGACAGGUUUUUCAGAUCCGAGUGAUCGUACACACCCACUGACGGAAAUCUUGGAGUUCACUUUUUCAGAAUGAACUCGUCUGAAGAUUAAGUGACAUUUUAUGAAAGUUCAACAUUUUAUUCAGAUUUUUCAGCAUUUAAAGAGAACAUUUGAUUACUGUAUUCAUUUCUGGUGAUUAAUAACUGACUGGCUGUAAUUUACUUAAAACGGUGUGUGUUCAACUUUUUAAUGUGUAUCUAAUUAUCCCAGAUCCUAUUAGCAUGCCUGCCAGUUGUUUUUCUGUCAUUUGACAAGAUGUGUAGCAAGUCCUUCAGCUAUGCAGGAAUGUAUAGAUGCUGUAAGAAAUGUAAUUAAAACCUGACUUGUAUAAUAAAAAUGAGUACAUCAGCACCUCA
Messenger RNA from Siniperca chuatsi (mandarin fish), 3878 nucleotides. RefSeq names its product glycerol kinase-like. The transcript is spliced from 20 exons. The record is from RefSeq and is a predicted model, not a curated record. Gene Ontology annotation, cellular component: mitochondrion. Bases 272 to 1894 code for a protein of 540 amino acids. Gene Ontology annotation, biological process: glycerol-3-phosphate biosynthetic process; glycerol metabolic process; triglyceride metabolic process. Gene Ontology annotation, molecular function: glycerol kinase activity. NCBI's taxonomy places the organism in Eukaryota, Metazoa, Chordata, Actinopteri, Centrarchiformes, Sinipercidae.